Messenger RNA from Xenia sp. Carnegie-2017, 3494 nucleotides. RefSeq names its product integrin alpha-4-like. Gene Ontology annotation, cellular component: integrin complex; external side of plasma membrane. Gene Ontology annotation, molecular function: integrin binding. The transcript is spliced from 32 exons. Lineage: Eukaryota; Metazoa; Cnidaria; Anthozoa; Malacalcyonacea; Xeniidae. Gene Ontology annotation, biological process: integrin-mediated signaling pathway; cell-matrix adhesion; cell-cell adhesion. Bases 122 to 2755 code for a protein of 877 amino acids. The record is from RefSeq and is a predicted model, not a curated record.
UCUAUUUCAUGCCCAAUAUCAGUAUACAUAACUCAAAUUCACUCGAACACUCAUAAUCUUAAAAGCAAACGAGCGAAUUGUGUCAUGUUGCAGUGACUUUAUUUCAAAUUCUAAUCAAUAUAUGCGUGUUAUAAGUUGUCAAUCGAUUCAAAUGUCUGUGUUACACAUAUUACUUAUAUUUGGUUUUUUUAAACUUUGCUUAUGUUAUAAAAUUGAGCAAAUUGACAUAAAAACUACAAAUGCAAAGGUGUUUUCGGAAAGGAAUGAUUCUAUGUUUGGCUACAGUUUGACUUUACACAGUGGAAAGGUUUCUCCUGGACGGGAUUUUUCAGGCCAACCAACAAUUUUUGUUGGUGCACCUGAGUUUGAAGAUAAUGGGGGAAAAGGGGGACGUUUGUUUGAGUGUGUGGUCGAUGGUUCGUCUUGUACAGCGCAAUCUAUUGAAUCAGUGCCAGAAAGUUGGGAGAGAAGGAACAACCAAUGGCUAGGUGCAACCACUUAUUCUAAUGGAAACAAAGAAGUUGUUACAUGUGCUCCUCGAUUCACAGAAUACACCACAAACAGCCAAGGCAAGGAAUUUUACUACUUAAUUGGAAAGUGCGUCGUACUUGAGGGAAAGUUUCAGAACAGAAUUACAGAAAGAACAUUGUAUCCUUGUAGACUGGAAAAUGGACGAAAUAAUUAUGAUUAUUGUCAAGCUGGAUUUUCUGCUUCGUUAAAAAAGAAUCAACAGGUUGUUAUGGGUGCGGUGAUGUUCAAUAAGCGAGGAAACGUUGUCUUUGAAGCAUCGAAAAAAAAGUAUAAGUGGGCAACGUUUCCUGCAGAAGAUGGAAAUUUUUACAAUGGUUACUCAGUCACCACCGGGAAUUUUUUCGCGUUAAAUCAAGAAGCAAUUGCAUCUGGGUACCCAAGAUUCGGAUAUUCAGGACAGGUUAGAGUUUAUCGUGAAAACUUGGAUUCCACUAUCGUUGAUAUUUUUCCACCAAAAAAAGUCCAAGAAAGAAAUGAGUUUAUCUUCUUUGGAGCUUCCGUUUGUGGAAUUGAUGUAAACGCUGAUGGUUUUUCUGAUCUAUUAGUUGGAGCCCCAUUCUUCAGCGACAGAGGUGAUGAAGGUCGUGUUUACGUAUAUCUUAGUGUACUAACUCAGAAUCGAAUCCUUGAACUUUCUCCUAAUGAGAAAACGCGACAUGAUCCUGGUUUACGGGGCAGUAACACUAUGGAGGCAAGAUUUGGAUGGUCCAUAACACGCGCAGGAGAUCUUAAUAAUGAUGGGAUUUUAGAUUUCAUUAUUGGAGCACCUCAAGAUCAACCAGAUAUUGACGGAGAUGGUUUUGGCAAUGGCGCCAUAUAUAUUUAUCAUGGACGUAGGGAUGGUAUAUUUAACGAUUAUCAGCAGAAAAUAACGGCCGAAACAGUCAAGAAGUUUUAUCCUAAUUUUCAGCAGUUUGGAUACUCUGUUGCGGCUAUGGUUGACACUAACAAUGAUCUAUAUCCAGAUAUUGCAGUCGGGGCAUGGAAAAGUGAUAGAGUUCUUUUGCUGAGGACUCGCCCAAUAAUGAACUUGGACGUUUCGUUGACUUUAAGCAGGAAGGAGAUACUUGUGGAAAAUUAUACCGUAUUCUGUCCCAACAGUUCUAUACAAUGUUUGGAUGUUACAGUGUGUUUCCAAUACAUCGGCAAAAGUGUCUCUGGUCCUUAUGAAAUUCAAUACCAGUUCGAUUUGGAUUAUCAAACAUGGCAAAAUUUUAAUAGGAGAGUGUAUUUUAAUGAAUCAGGAAAUGAAAUUUACUCCAAGCGUGAUAAAAUAAGACUUCCAGGCAAGAAUGUUACGUCUUGUGUGGAAUUCACUCACAUUCAUGUUAAAGAAAAUAAUCUUGUGGACCGAUUGAGGCUUGGAGCCAACAGCAUCGGUUUCAAAAUAAAUUACAGUCUAAUUUUACCACCAAACUGCGAAAAUACGACUUUAUGUCCAGUUUUGGAUACAAGUAAAGGCUCUGUUAGAACGGAACAGGCUACCAUUAUUGUGAAUUGUACUGACAACGAAUGCAAUUAUGAUCUCAAAACGACAAUAAGUGUUGAUGAAAAUGAAAUAAUUAUUGGUGAAACCAAUUCCAGAAAAGUGACUGUUGAACUCAGCAGUUCUGGCGAAGUUGCGUACAAUCCUACCAUAGCAUUAACUCAUGACCCGUCAUUACAAUAUGAAGAUUUCGAUGUAUCCGAUAGAUCGUUCAGAAUUGUGCCAGAUGCAACACUAAGUAGACCUGAUUACGAUUUGUUUCAACUUCAAGGACCCCUUGAUCCAGAUCAAAAGGUGACACUGGAAAUUACAUACUCGACCACCGCUGUAGUUGGUAAAAAAAAGAAUCUGGAAAUUUUUGUUAGGGUGAACGCGCUAAGCGGAAGCGAGAUUAAUGAUGAAAAUAACAACGCCAACAUUUCUAUGAUUGUCAAGCGCAAUGUCAGACUACAAAUUACCGGCACAACUGUUCCUAAGUCACUAGACUAUCCAGAAAAAGGUCCUGAUUUAAAUAUAAUAGACAACGACUAUAGCUCUGUGAACAUUACUUCUAUUGGACCACCAGUAACCAUUACUGUCGAGGUUGCAAAUCAAGGUCAAAGUGAUUUAGAAGAUGUGAAACUUCGUAUAAGCGUCCCUCUAACCGAAAAGACAAGGAAUUCAAUUAUCUUCUGUAUCCUGUCAGUAUUAAGGAAAGAGGUGAUGCCAACAACGCAGUAUGCAGUGGAAGAGCCUUGAAUCCUGCUAACCUGUCCUUAACGGCGGACUCGCAAGGAAGAACUAGACGGAGAAGAAAUACAGAAACCCUGUCACCUCGGACGAUGGAUUCAGGACUGGUGACUUGUACAAUCAAAGAAAUUGAAAGAAAUGGUCGUUUUGUGGCAGACUUAAAUGUGCGACUGUGGACUGCGACUCUUGCUGCGUAUUAUCCUAAAGAUCUUCUCAUGAUUGUCCAAUUUAAUGCUGAAUAUGUCAACAAUCUUAAUGAGAGCGAAUCACCUCAUCGUGGACAUCAGGAGGUCACAAUUCGAGUAACUCCUGAAAAUGCUCCUGGAAAAUCCAAAUCAACUCCAGUGUGGGUUAUUAUUGUCUCUGUGCUUGGUGGUGUUUUGUUACUGGCUCUUUGUAUUUUCGCUUUAUUCAAACUUGGAUUCUUUAAACGAAAUCGACCUCCAAAGGAGAUAUCACCUCCGCAAACAGAUGAAGCACAACAGACUGAAGUUAAUUAGGAUUUUUAUCUUCUUUAAUUUGUAUUAUUGGUAAUUAAUGCACUGUUUGUACGGCAGACUUGCUUGACAAUUUUAUUUACGUAAAACUCGUACAAUGAAUCAAUAAUUUCCAGCACAUGGUUGUAUGUGUGUGAAACAUUUGCCUUAUUCGAAAAGCUGUAAUAUUUCAUAAUUGUAUGUUAAAACUAAUAAUUUUGUAUGAGUAACGCUCUUCAAACCAAGUGACAAGUAGAACGAGAUCAAACGAA